This is a messenger RNA of Aureobasidium subglaciale EXF-2481, 624 nucleotides long. RefSeq lists its product as uncharacterized. Lineage: Eukaryota; Fungi; Ascomycota; Dothideomycetes; Dothideales; Saccotheciaceae. The transcript has 2 exons. The coding region runs from base 1 to 624 and encodes 207 amino acids. The record is from RefSeq and is a predicted model, not a curated record.
AUGGUCUCUCAAUCCACCCUCCUCCUCGCAGGGACCGCAAGUCUCGCUCUUGCAGCACCCAUCGAACGCCGCGGCAACCUCCCCACCCCAAUCUCAGCAGCAACAGCAAUCCAAUACUUGUCCUCCAUUCCCGUUGCCGCCGAGUCCAACUCUCCCGCCUACGACCGCGACCUCUUCAAACACUGGAUAACCAUCAGUGGCGCCUGCAACACCCGCGAAACAGUGCUCAAACGCGAUGGCAGUAAUGUCGUAACCUCUUCUGCAUGUGCCGCGACAUCAGGCUCUUGGUAUUCCGAUUACGAUGGCAAGACUUGGUCGGCGGCUGCGGAUGUGGAUAUUGAUCAUUUGGUCCCAUUGAAGGAGGCGUGGGUUUCUGGAGCCAAGGACUGGACUAAUGAGAGGAGGCAGCAGUUUGCUAAUGAUCUUACUCGUCCUCAGUUGUUGGCUGUUACCGAUAGUCUCAAUCAGGCCAAAGGUGAUCAGGAUUUGGCAGAGUGGUUGCCUCCAUUGGUGUCUUAUCAAUGCGAGUAUGUGCGUGCUUGGGUGCAGGUCAAGUCUUACUAUGGCUUGAGCAUGGACAGUGCAGAGAAGGCUGCAGCAAGCAAGGUGCUCACUGGCUGUUAG